Dentiscutata heterogama is the source of this 466-nucleotide messenger RNA. The record is from the annotation of a GenBank genome assembly. NCBI's taxonomy places the organism in Eukaryota, Fungi, Glomeromycota, Glomeromycetes, Diversisporales, Gigasporaceae.
GUUAACCAAAGCUAACCCUACAAAAAAAGAACUAAUAUUAGAGAAUAAGUUACUAAAUGAAAGGGUUGAACAGUUGGAAGAAGAGGUUGAAACUCUUAAAAACCCUGGUACAAGUCCUUUGCGACUCAUACUUAAAUAUCCUGUGCGCCAUCAUUUGCAAGCCGAAAACCCCAAGGUUGAUAAGGAGCAAUCUAACUCCCAACCCCCACCAAGAAAAAAGAGAAAAACUAUGCCUUUCUCCCAGCUUCUAACAAACGAAAGUUCACUACAACAAUUGAGAGAAGCUGAGGAGGAGGCAGAAAAGGUGGCCAAUGAGAAAAAACAUAAAAAAGAAAUUGCUCUCGAAAAACGUAUGGCACGUGAAGCUGAAAAAAUGCAACAGCAGGAAGCACGAAGGCAAAAAAAGGAAGAUGUGGAACGUAUUAGGGCCGAAAAGCAACGUACAAAAAAGAGUAAACCAACAUAA